AUGCGACCAGAGGACGUUUCCUGCCUAGAGACACUGGUUCUUAGCGGUGAAGCCGUCAAGCAAGAGAAUGUCGAGGUCUGGGCCAGUAAAGUAAUGCUGGUCAAUUUGUAUGGCCCGGCUGAAGCAACUGCCUGCACGGUGGGCCGGAUCCCACCGGUGGGCUGGAUCCCUGGCACAAUCGGCUCAAUGGUUGGAGGAGUUGGUUGGGUCUGCGUACCAUCCAAUGCUUCUCAACUCGCGCCAGUUGGAACAAUAGGGGAACUCGUCAUUGAGGGUGCGGUUGUGAGUCGCGGAUACCUUAACGACAGGGAGAGAACGAGGGCUAGUUUCCUGAAGGGGGCUUCUCUACCGACAUGGCUUUGUAGGUUUCGCCAGGGCGACAGAACCCAGUCUCGGCUGUACCGGCCCGGAGACCUGGUGCAAUACAAUGCCGAUGGAACAAUCCGCUAUAUUGGUCGCAAAGACACUCAGACCAAGUUACGCGGUCAACGCAUUGAGCUUGGGGAGGUCGAGACCUGGAUUUACCGAAACGCCUCUCUGGUCGUAUUUAUCCACGAACAUCGCAACUACGACGAAGAGGGAGACGAGGAUGCUGUGUCAGACGAUCGUCCACUCUUUAAGAAACCUAUUAAGGCUUUCCGAGAGAGCGCUGCGGUGGUGGAAACCCGUCUCCACGAGGUGAUCCCGCGUUAUAUGGUGCCAUCUCUGUUCAUACCCGUCCACGAAAUGCCUAAAACGGCAACAGGUAAAAUGAAUCGCCGAUUGCUGCGAGAAGAGGCUUCUAGAUUGUCCCGAGAGGACAUCCUGCUGUACCGCGUCACCCGUGGCAGUAUGGGCAAGGUGACGACGAAAACCGAAGAAAUUCUGCAGGGAAUUUGGGCCCGCAUCCUUUCCUUGCCCGCAAAGGUAAUUGGAGUCGACGACGAUUUUUUCGGCCUGGGAGGUGACUUGAUCAGCGCAAUGACGCUGGCUGCGAUGGCCCGAUCCCAGGGGCUCGCUUUGACUGUCGCAGAUAUCUUCGAUAAUUCUGCUUUAAAUAAACAGGCGGCUCGGACUCGGAGCACGUCACUGUUCAGUAUUAACGCGACUCCAUUUUCCCUGGUCGAAGUGGGAGAAAGCGGAAAUGCUCUUCUAGAGCCAGGCAUAUUUUACACGGUGGCCUCUGCUAAUUUCACGUUCUAUUUCGUCGGUAACAUCGACGUCGGUCGUCUCGAGCAGGCCUGUGCCUCCGUAUUCGCAAAGCAUGAAAUUCUAAGGACGCUGUUCAUCUCAUAUCGGGAUACCCUUGUUCAAGUCAUUCUGCGGGAUAUCCAAUGUCCAUUCCAUCAUACCGCGGACGUCGAGGACCUGACCACUGCCACGAAAGCUCUGUAUGACCAAGGUGCGGGCAGGCACAUCACAGAGGUGGGACUGCCGUUGAGAUACACUCUUUUGUCCAACCUUCCUCAGUCGCAGCAUAUCUUCAGCAUUCGCAUCUCCCAUGCACAGUAUGAUGGGGUUUGUCUACGCUUGCUAUGCGACCAGAUCCAAGCUGCGUAUAACGAUCUAACGAAAUUUGCGUCCGCCCCGCCGGAGACCGACUUUUCCUCAUUCUGUACUACCGCCGUCAGCAGGUUAACAAAGAAGCCUCGACUUCUGGAGAACAUACCUUGA
Aspergillus tanneri is the source of this 1653-nucleotide messenger RNA. Its product is annotated as Nonribosomal peptide synthetases (NRPS). NCBI's taxonomy places the organism in Eukaryota, Fungi, Ascomycota, Eurotiomycetes, Eurotiales, Aspergillaceae. Gene Ontology annotation, biological process: amino acid activation for nonribosomal peptide biosynthetic process; secondary metabolite biosynthetic process. The record is from RefSeq and is a predicted model, not a curated record. Gene Ontology annotation, cellular component: cytoplasm. Gene Ontology annotation, molecular function: catalytic activity; phosphopantetheine binding. The transcript has 3 exons. Bases 1 to 1653 code for a protein of 550 amino acids.